AAACGAAUGGAGUAGUAUUUAUUUGAAGUUAACAUCAAAUUUGUGACUAAGUCGCAGAAAGAAUUAACAAAAUGGCUUCACCAUCAAGCAUUCUUGUAAUCUUAUCAUGUCCACUAUAUUCCCAUCCUACGAUCGAUUCGAUCAUCCUUUUUCCUUCUACCAUAAAUUAAACUCAUCUUCCUGUCUAGAAUCAAAUAAAAUGGUUGAUAUUAGCUUCAAAAAGUUAAUCAUUUUGUUCUUUUUAUCUUCCAGCUUGAGAACAACCACUUCACUUGACACUUUAUCUCUGAAUCAAUCUAUCCAUGAUAGCCAGAGUUUGGUUUCAGCAAAAGGAACUUUUGAAGUCGGUUUCUUCAGUCCAGGAAAUUCUAGAGGAAGAUAUUUAGGUAUGUGGUACAAAAAUUUAACCCCUUUAACAGUUGUUUGGGUUGCCAACAGAGAAACACCACUGCACGAUAAUUUAGGAAUCUUAAAGAUCAAUGAAAAUGGUGUUCUUGAGAUUCUCAAUGGCAAAAACGAUGCCAUUUGGUCCUCGAAUGCAUCAAACAGACCGGCAAAUAAUUCAAUAUCUGCACAGCUAUUGGAUGAUGGAAAUCUUGUGUUGAAAAAUUCGGCAAACAAUAUUUUGUGGCAGAGUUUUGACUAUCCAAGUGAUACAUUUUUGCCAGGAAUGAAGCUUGGAUGGAACUUAGUAACCGGUCAAAACAAGUUCUAUUCGUCGUGGAAAAGUUCAAAUGAUCCAGCUAAGGGAGAUUAUUCGGUUAAUAUUGACAUUAGAGGAUAUCCUCAAAUAGUUGUUAUGAAGGGAUCUGUGAUAAGAUUGAGAAUAGGAUCAUGGAAUGGUCAAACUUUUACCGGAUAUCCAAUACAACCGUUAAAACAAAAGCAAAGAUAUGAAUUUGUCAUGACUGACAAAGAAGUGUAUCAUUGGUAUGAACUCAUUGAUAGCUCUGGUGUGCAAAUUUAUGCACUCUCCCCUUUGGGAAAUCUGCAUGCUUUAGCUUGGACAAGUGAAACAAGCGAUAGGAUAGUGAUCGAAACUGGCAUGGAAGAUUCGUGUGAUAGUUAUGCAAUGUGUGGUGCUAAUUCAGUAUGCAAUAUGGACGAAAAUGUUCCUAAAUGUGAAUGCUUAAAAGGUUAUGUUCCUAAGUUUCUCGAACAGUGGAAUAUAUCAUAUUGGUCUAGUGGUUGUGUUCCGAAAAUUAAGUCUUUUUGUGAUAUCAAUUCUACAACUGGCUUCUUGAAGUACGGAGAAAUGAAAUUGCCGGACACAUCUUCAUCAUGGUACAAUAAAACCAUGAGCCUGCUGGAAUGUCAAAAAGCGUGCAUGAAAAACUGUUCGUGUACGGCUUAUACAAAUGCGGAUAUCCGAAAUGGAGGAAGUGGUUGUUUGCUUUGGAUUGAUGAUCUGGUUGACAUGAGAACAUUCUCUCAGUGGGGACAAGAUCUCUAUAUCAAAGUCCCUUCUUCAGAAUUGGAUGAUGUUAGUGUUAAUAGCAACAAAAACCAGAGGCAGCAGUUGAUACGGAUCACAGUUGUCGUGAUAAUUUCAGGAUUCCUCACAUGUGCUUGCAUAAUAAUAUCUAUAAAGAUAGUGGCGCCGAGAGUAUAUCAUCUAGCACCAUUUCAAUGGCGGAAAAAAUAUUUUAGGUUAAAGAAAGAAGAGCCUGAUCUGCCAAUAUUUAGUUUUCCAAUCAUUGUUAAAGCAACCGGUAAUUUUUCUAGCAGAAAUAAACUUGGGGAAGGUGGAUUUGGACCAGUUUAUAAGGGUACCCUGAUAGGCGGAAAAGAGGUAGCCAUAAAACGGAACUCAAAAAUGUCUGAUCAAGGGUUGGAGGAAUUUAAAAAUGAAGUUUUGUUGAUUGCAAAGCUUCAGCACCGUAAUCUUGUGAAGCUUCUCGGUUGUUGUAUUCACAGAGAGGAAAAAUUGUUGAUCUAUGAAUACAUGCCCAAUCGGAGCUUAGACUACUUCAUCUUCGAUGAAACUAGAAGCAAACUCUUGGACUGGUCGAAGCGUUCCCAUAUUAUUGCUGGCGUUGCUAGAGGACUUCUUUAUCUUCACCAAGACUCCAGACUUCGAAUAAUUCACAGAGAUUUAAAGUUAAGCAAUAUCUUACUAGACGCCCUUAUGAAUCCAAAAAUCUCAGACUUCGGCCUAGCUCGGACAUUUUGUGGAGAUCAAGUUGAAGCCAAAACAAGGAAAUUGGUUGGAACAUAUGGCUACAUGCCUCCAGAGUAUGCCGUGCAUGGUCGUUACUCCAUGAAAUCAGAUGUGUUUAGUUUCGGAGUAAUAGUAUUGGAGAUAAUAAGCGGGAAAAAGAUUAAGGUGUUUUAUGAUCCAGAACACUCUCUCAACCUUCUUGGCCAUGCAUGGAGACUCUGGAUUGAAAACAUGGCAAUGGAUCUAGUUGAUAUGCACUUACUUGAAACAAUCAAUUAUUCAGAACUCUUACGAUAUAUGCAUGUUGGGUUGUUGUGCGUACAAGAAAAACCGGGAGAUAGACCAGACAUGUCAUCUGUAAUUCUUAUGUUGAAUGGUGAGAAAUUAUUGUCUCAGCCGAAAGCUCCGGGAUUUUAUACUGGAAGGGGCUUACCUAAAACGAUAUCGCCAACUUCAAAUGAGAUGUCAAUUACAACUUUUGAGGCAAGAUAAAAUAUGAAGUUUCAAACCAAUUAAUGUUUAGACUAAUAUAGCAUCCAAUGAUUAAUGCUGAUUUGAUACUUGAACAUGUACAGAACUUGUUGUGAAUACCUUUGUAUAGCAUAUACGGUUCCACUUUAUAUUAUAGGGUUUAUAGUAUUUUAUCCUUUCCAUAUGUUGCACUAGAAAUGAGAUUGAAAUUGUGUCUGAAUGGUUGCUAUCUGUUGGUAAUUGAUUCCGGUAAUCCACUAGUUUAUCAGAAA
Molecule: messenger RNA, 2904 nt
Organism: Medicago truncatula (barrel medic)
Lineage: Eukaryota; Viridiplantae; Streptophyta; Magnoliopsida; Fabales; Fabaceae
Product: G-type lectin S-receptor-like serine/threonine-protein kinase At4g27290
Exons: 7
Coding region: 107-2653 (848 amino acids)
Biological process (GO): recognition of pollen; protein phosphorylation
Molecular function (GO): ATP binding; protein serine/threonine kinase activity
Source: RefSeq, a predicted model, not a curated record